Messenger RNA from Pyricularia oryzae 70-15, 2067 nucleotides. RefSeq lists its product as uncharacterized. The coding region runs from base 1 to 2067 and encodes 688 amino acids. The record is from RefSeq and is a predicted model, not a curated record. Gene Ontology annotation, molecular function: ATP hydrolysis activity; ATP binding. Lineage: Eukaryota; Fungi; Ascomycota; Sordariomycetes; Magnaporthales; Pyriculariaceae. Gene Ontology annotation, cellular component: cytoplasm; mitochondrion. The transcript has a single exon.
AUGAGGCGCCGGCUCUGUUCAACUGCGGCGGUCACCAUAACCGACCCCCUCGUCAAAUACCAGUCCCUGGUCCAAACGGGCGUCUAUCUUCCCGACCCGGCCCAGCACCGAUUGGCUCUCCACCUUCAAAAGCUCUACAAAAGGCUCAAGGAUUAUGUGCCGUCGCCAGAGUAUCGUUCCCGUCUCCGACAGGUGACCAAGGCCGUCGAGGCCUCCUCUCGGUCUACCGUCGGUGACGACCUAGCAGCCCCAGGCCACCCGCUCCGGAGGAAUCCGUUGUUUGCACGCUUCUUCAAGCCGGAUGGAGAGGCCCAAGCGAGCGCCGAUGCAAAGGCGCUCACUCGGGUCCUGACGAACCACCAGGCCGCGCUCGAGGCGGACUCGCCGCGCGGCCUGUUCCUCUCGGGCGAGGUGGGCACCGGCAAGUCGAUGCUCCUGGACCUGUUGGCCGACGGGCUGCCCACGCGGCUGAAGCGGCGCUGGCACUUCAACACAUUCAUGUUGCACGCAUUUUCGCGUCUGGAGCAGUACCGACGACAGCAGGGCUUGAGCGGCGGCGGCGCCGGCGAUGACGCGACCAAUUACUCGCUCAUCUGGUUGGCCAAGGAGAUGGUCGAGUCCAGCCCCAUCCUGUUCCUGGACGAGUUCCAGCUGCCGGACCGUGCCGCGAGCAAGCUCCUCAGCAACCUCUUCAUCGCCUUCUUCCAGCUUGGAGGGGUCUUGGUGGCAUCGUCCAACCGCGUGCCCGAAGAGCUUGAGCGCGCCUCUGGUGUCACCUUUACGCCACCUGCCGUCGGUGGCCUGGCUCACAGGCUCUUUGUGAGCAUGGGAGCCGCGAAUCCAAAGCGCAGUGGUGAGCUUUUUGGCUCAUCGAGUGACUUUGCCGCGUUUCUUGAGGUUCUCAAAGCCAGGUGUGACUUUUUCCAUAUCGAGGGAACCAAGGACUGGAGGCGAAGGGAUGAUGCGCCCAAUCUAAGUGAUGCACUUGCUGCUAGGCAGCAUCAUUUACCUACAAUUGCUGAGUUUUCUCAGGCUGGAGCGAUAGGGGCUGUUGGGGACACUGCUGCAUCACAGUCCUCUACAAACCCAGAGCAAGAAAGUAAGAGUGCCUUGCCACGCAAAUAUUUCUUGAGCUCUGAAUCAGAUGGAACGAACAACAUGCUACUCACUUCCGAGCUAGCUUCGGCAGACUGGCAAGCAGCCGAGCUGUCGGUGUACGGCCGGCGUGUUUUGGUGCCCAAGCAACAUGAGGGCGUUGCUCUAUGGAAAUUCGAGGACCUUGUCUCAUCUCUGGGACCAGCCGACUAUAUAACCCUGGCCUCAAACUAUCAUACUUUUAUUAUCGACAAUGUACCGGUCCUCCCGACAUCCAAGAAAAAUGAAGCACGGAGAUUUAUCACAUUUCUGGACGCCCUUUACGAGGCACGCUGUAAGCUCGUCGUAAGGGCCCAGGCGGGACCUGACGACAUCUUUUUCCCAGACAUGAGGCCAUCGAAAUCUUCCGAUACUGCCGGUGGCAACAAAGAUACUGUCGGACCGGUGGAAGACGGAGACGCAACAUACUCCGAGACUGUUGCCGAGGUAUACCAAGACCAGCUGGCGCCCUUCCGACCCAACAUAUCUACCUACGAAUCCGAAGCGCGUACGUCAAAGUACGACCCGGAUCAAGACUCAGAUUUUGGCCUGGACGAUCGCCACAACUCCAGGGCUGGAAUGUCGCCGCACGGCAACAGGCAUGCGGUGAACUUUGCAGACGCUGGCGCCUUCACGGGAGAAGAUGAACGUUUUGCCUACCGCCGGGCAGCCAGCCGGCUCUGGGAGCUCUGCAGCGCCAGGUGGCACGCGCGUGAGGAGCCCGGCUGGUGGCAGCCGCUACCUGUAGAAGCUAGACACUGGGAGGGAAGGUCCGUGACGAAACCGAUGGGGCCAGGUACCCAUCUGGAUCACCGAAUCGGCCUCAAGACAGAUGCACAAAUGGGGUCCUCGAUCGCAUUGGACGAGCCGGCGGGCCUUGAACGCUUCAGACUUGCUGAAUUGAGGAAAGCCAGCUCCGAAUCGGGCAAUUGA